Molecule: messenger RNA, 5336 nt
Organism: Mizuhopecten yessoensis (Yesso scallop)
Lineage: Eukaryota; Metazoa; Mollusca; Bivalvia; Pectinida; Pectinidae
Product: transmembrane protein 145-like
Exons: 13
Coding region: 35-1612 (525 amino acids)
Biological process (GO): response to pheromone; G protein-coupled receptor signaling pathway
Source: RefSeq, a predicted model, not a curated record
AGUAAGAAGUCCCAGUUUUGACCCCAGCUAAAUCAUGGACGGGAUGUGGAUAUUAUCGUUGUGUUUUGCUUUUAUUUUGAUUGUACCUGGACACGUGACAGGAAAACGAGUAGAUGGAACUCUUACAACUCUUGAGGAUUGGCACUUCAUCACAAGAUUCUGCUUUUUAUCGGAGAAAGGGAGGCUGAGAUAUGUAUUUGAGUACCCACAGGAGUUCUUGGAUCAGCAAAUACUGCUGUAUUACGACGACUUGAGCCAAUGGAGUGAGGCGUACCCCAGUGAUAAGACCUGUCAAGAAAAGGUUGACAUCCUGAAGGACGGCAAGAAUCAAAUCAUCAGACUUGACCCCACAUUUGGCAAAGACUACUGGCCGUACUGCGAAAACACUGUCAAGGAAGGUAGAAACUACAUCCGCUGUGAGCUUUCCGGGCUCGGUCUCAAGUUCCGAUCCAUGAGGGAGCGAUGGUGGUUUAUAGCUGUCAGUCGUUGCAAUCAAGGAUCUGGGACUGGCCGUGGCAUUAACUUGACCUACAAUCUCCACCUGACGAAUGGAGACGAUGGGGAUCUACUUCACCAGGAAUUCUCAGCCGAUGAGUUUUAUAUUCUUCCCAUUCUGAUUGCCUUUCUCAUCGCCUAUCUCAUCAUCCUGGCCGUGUCUGUAAUAUUUGCAGUGAUCCUGUCUGGACGCCAACUCCUCCACUCCACAUUUAAGAUGUACAUUUCUAGCGUGAUUUUGUGGUCGUUUGGUUUGUUCCUGUUGUGUAUAUCUUAUGGACGAUAUGCCGACUCUGGCUACGAACAAGUUGGCUCAGAACUUGGAGGUCGUGUGUUUUGUGCUGCUGCUGAGAUCUGUUUCCUCCUAAUGUUAAACCUACUAGCCAAAGGCUACACGAUUACCCGGGGUCGCCUCCCCUGUCACAGCACGAUCAAACUGUCUGUAUUCUUCACUGUUUACGUCGUGGCCUAUGCUGCCCUGUUUAUUGUUGAGGCUGAGACAUUUGACCCGGCUCUGGUACUGUAUAUUUACGAGAGUAUACCAGGUUAUGGGCUCAUCAUCCUCCGACUCCUUGCGUGGGCCUGGUUUUGUUACAGCCUCUUCUUCACACUGAAGCGUUUCCCAAAACGUGGAGGAUUUUACUAUCCGUUCUUCUUCCUAUACACCCUCUGGUUCUGGGCCGGUCCAAUUGUCAUCCUCAUCGCAAUGUUCGCCAUGGCUGUGUGGACACGAGAGAAAACCGUUGUCGCGGUACAGAACUUCGUCUCAUUCUGUGGACAUUUAUUUUUUCUGGUACUUACCAGACCGAAUGCUGCCCAAGGAAACUUUCCGUACACCAUCAAGACAACCCAGAUCCAGGCAAUGGGUAAUGAUGGUGGAGAAGGGGACCGUUACAUGGUGACUUCUGAAGCCUCGUCCUCGACUGGGCCGGACCUCACCUCUCUCUUCGUCACCUCAAAUACGUACAAACCCAGCAUGGCCAUGAAUGGUGAUGCUGACAUAAUGCCCCCGUCCUACAAUGACGCAGUUGGUAUGAAUGGGAGGAGUGCGAAACCAUUUGAGCUCGAGAGUGUUAAUCAACCUUCAUCACCACCUAUGUACGAAACCUAUGGUUAAUUAAUUAAAAUUUACUUAAAAGUCUUUCACUUUGCAUGUCUGGAGUAAUCGACCCUGACCUACAAGCACCUGUCUGAUCGUGACUGGAAUAACCUCCUCUAGGCUACAAGACAACCGUUUUGCCAUGUCUGGAGUUAUCUACCCUGACCUACAAGCACCUGUCUGAUUGUGGCUUUCAUUACCUCCCCUUGGCUACAAGACAAUCGUUUUGCCAUGUCUGGAGUUAUCUACCCUGACCUACAAGCACCUGUCUGAUUGUGACUGGAAUUACCUCCUCUUGGCAACAAGACAACUGUUUUACUAUGUCUGGAGUUAUCUACCCUGACCUAAAAGCACCUGUCUGAUUGUGGCUAUAAUUACCUCCCCUUGGCUACAAAACAACUAUUUUACCAUGUUAUGGAGUUAUCUGCCCUAAUUAACCUACCAGGCCAUAAAUGGUACAGAGUUGUCUGCCCUUACUUACCAGGUAAUCAAUGGUACAGAGUUGUCUGUCCUUACUUACCAGGUAAUCAAUGGUACAGAGUUGUCUACUCCUUGUUACUAGUCACAAUAGAUAGUUGUUUCCUCAGCUGUGAUCAAUGCUACAACAGAAGUUUGUCCAAAUCAUUGGCUUUGAUAAUGAUACAGUAGUGAUUGCAGUGUUUUCAUAGGUAUUUCUUUAAAAUAUUUUAUUUGGGACUCAGAUUAAUAGAGAGAUCUCAGUAUGGUGCAAUGACAAAAAAAAAUUGCCUCCAGUCACUGGUUGUAGCUGUACAUAUAACAUCUUGGUAAAGACCAAAAUAAUGUAGGUGUUUUGGUACCUAAAAGGCAUUCAACAUAUAUUGGCAAAAUAAAACUAUGCAAAAGAGAAAAUUCCUUUUUUCUCAUUUCCAUGAGAAAAAAAUUGUGCAAAUUCUAAUUACAUAAGUUUCCACUAAGGAAGGCAACUCCAUCAGAAUUUGUUUCUUCAACUCAAACUUGAUGUGUGCCUUGUACCAUUUGUAAUAAUAUCCCACAACUUUGCUACUUACAUUGGUGUCUUUUCCCUGCGAGUUGUUCCCGUAUAAACUGUUCCAUGUACAUUUAAUUUGUACAUAAUCAUUUCCGAGAUUUUCUUUUCCUCAUUACUUAGGUAACAAAUCUUUUGUUUCAUAGCUGUUUUAGGAAAUGUCAUGAAAUGUUUUUAUGCAAAACAGUAACAAUAUCUUCAGUCACAGGGGAUAGAUAACUUUGGGUAUUAUAAAACACAGGGGACAGACAAUAUUGAGUGUUAUAAAACACAGGGGACAGACAAUAUUGAGCGUUAUAAAACACAGGGGAAAGACAAUAUUGGUUGUUAUAAAACACAGGGGACAGACAAUAUUGGGUGUUAUAAAACACAGGGGACAGACAAUAUUAGAUGUUAUAAAUUAUAAAACACAGGGGACAGAAAAUAUCGGUUGUUAUUAAACACGGGACAGACAAUGAUAUUGGGGACAGACACUUUUACCUGCAACAAAAUUGAAACCAUUCCUCUUAUUUUUCUUUUUAUUGUUAUAAUAUGUGUCUGGCCCCUGUGAAAUGAAGGUGUUCCAAACAUAGCAUAAAUAUGUGCUCUUUUUAGAAGUUUAUUUGCAUGGAUUCAUUAGCAAUUUUUAUUAUAUUAAUUAAGUUAAUUCUGUAUAUAUGUUUUUUAAUUGUUGAUUUGUACUGUUUGAUUGUGUUAUAUAUCUUAAUUAUUUUACCCAUGAUUUGUUGAACGGUCUCAUGUCUUUCAGUUAUCAAUUUUACUUAUUAUAGUUAUCCUGCAAUAAGUCCCGAGAGUUAACAUUUUUUUUGUGAUUCACAAAAAGUAGGGGGCGGGCUUAUUACAGGUCGAUGAAAUUGCAUUUGUUGGAGUUUCUAGUGAUCUUCAAUAGAUAUGGAUGGGUGGGCUUAUUACCAGGCAUGGGCUUAUUGCUGGAUAAAUACGGUAUCACCCAAAAGACUUCCACAACUAAAUCUGUUACUUUGUUUGAGUACCAGACUUAGGUAGCUUGACUAUCAGGCAGUGUAGGUCGCUUUCAUUUUCCACAUUUUGAAUAGUCAGACUGGUAUGAUUAGAUAUUAGUUUCUUAAUGAAAAACGUGCAGACCUAGUAGUCCGAUAUUGUGUCCUAGCUAGCCUUGACCCUAAUGCUUUCUAAUGGCUUCAUUUGCAAAUUGGGAUAUUAUUAAGCUGUACCCUGAACUGUUACAUUUAAAAAAGAAUAAUUAGGAAAGUCUGCUUCAUUGCUGUGUAUCGAGCUACCAAGAGUUAUGUCCCCUGUUUCACAUGAGGACCUCCCACCUGUCAAAUUAAUUAUCUAUAUUUAGAAACCAUUACUUUAUUUAUUGAUUGAAAUUUUAUUGUGUUUUUCAGAGCUUUCUACUUUUGUAGAGUAGAUUUGUAAAUAACAUAAAAAGGUACUGUUACAAAGGAUUAUCCUUUUAAAUUUAAACUUCCCGACAAGUUGAUAGAUUUAGUUGUUCUGCGUCCUGGAAUUUCUGCACAUGCUGAUUAGAUUGUGUUCCGUCUCCUGUGCCAUACAAUCUCCUUUACGAGUUUUCAAUGGCGUGACCAUAAUAUUGAUGACACUUAAAACUGUAAAUUUCCACGGGGAUCUAUUUUUUGUCUUUUCUAUGAAUGAACUGAAAUUAACGGAGGACCUGGGUGCAUUAAGAUAAAACAGUUAUCGAAAACUAAUAACUUUCUUUGCUGUACCAGAAAGUAUAUCAUCAAGAUUGAUAAUAUGCUUGCGGUACCCAAAACUAUAUAAUUGAUGUUGACAACAUAGUGUCUGUUUUCAUCUUCGUAAAUCAAGAAUUCCACUCGGGAUAAAUGUAUCUUCUCUAUAUUCUGUAAAACGGGAAUUUUCUCGUGAAGAAAUGUUCACAUUGUGAGAAAUGUUCGCAUUGUGACCAUUUAAACUGAUUGCGGCCGUAGACAUUUUUGCCAUGGCAAUAGUUUUGAAAAAAAAUCUAUCUAUCUAUAAUCUAUAAAGAAAUAUUUGUGGCUGGAUAUUUUUGCGCCAAUUUAUACUCCUCUUCAAAAAACGAGACACUUCCACACUGCAAAAAAUCCACUUUUUAAGUAUGUCAUGACAAAAUCGAAGGCAAAUUGUCAGCGAAUUGAUUGGUUUCUGACAUAUAAAAAACCUUACCAAUACCUUUGCAGAUACCUGUCCUUUAGAAUAUAACAGAUGCAUGACAUCUGACUUCAAAGCUGGACAAUUUUACCACUGUGCUGCCACAUGAUUCAAAGUAUCAAAUUCAUUGUCUUGUAUUAUCCACAAGAUUUUGUGUAAAAAGUCUUCAAUUUUGUCAUGACCUACAGUUAGUAGAUAAGUAGAAAUUUUCUAUCAGCAUUUUCAGCCCCAAACAAGUAACUGCACAAAAUACACAGGUUUUUACAGUAUUCAAAGGGUGCGGGAAGAUAUGUUUAUUGAGAGAGGUUCUGUGGGUUUCGAAGAUUUAACCUCAGUUAACUAACAACUGUGCUUGUUGUAUGCAGAAGUAUGGGGACGAGUCAGGAUGUUAUUAUUAUUUAUUUGUUAUUAAUUGACCUACUUAAUAUUUAGAUGUAAAUACCUCACCGUAAUUAUAUGUGUGUUGUGAUGUAUCAUGCUAUUGCUGUCACGUAGACUUGUAAAGUCCAGGUGUCUAUGUUUCCAUCUCUACUUGAGUAGACACACAGGUCAGUUGUAUAUAAGUUUUAUUUCUGGGUUAAUUCAAAUUUUAUAAAAAUU